GUGCAGCUGCCUGCAUCACCUGCCUCUAUGAAGGGAACAUUGGGGCAGGGAUUAUAAUCGGAGGAUUACGCACUCAGGUAAUCCAAUCACUGUUAACCUUCCAGCACAGCCCCGACAACUCAUUUCCUCUCGAAUCGCCGCAGAGUGAGAGCAGAAAACGGUGCUAUGAUGAGGCCCCAGAGAAGAGCCAGGUGACAGAAUGCCGUUCAUUAUAAGGGGAAGACCCCUGAGGGGGGCACAGUAUGCCAGCAACAGAAGGACCUCUUCCUCCAAUGACACCUCGGCGCUCUGGUCAGAAAGCCACACCCGUCUGCACCAGCUCCAUCCACCAGAGCCCCUGCAGGCCCCGCCCUGCACCGGUAAACCCGUUGGCUCCUCUUUUGGCCUCCUUGGGGCCAACAGCGGCAUUCAGGGCCCAGGUGGCACUGGCACUGGUGUCAGCCCGGUUCUCGCUUGGCAUGCUGCCAUUAGCGCAGCUCGCCAAGCACAGGGUGAUGGUGCAAAGCCCGACAUGAGUUCACGGCCCUCGGUUUGCACCACUGGGCCACCUCCUGUGGGCUCACUUGCGCAGAGGAAAAGGCAGCAGUACGCCAAAAGCAAAAAGCAGGGAGGAUCUACCAACAGCAGGCCACCCAGAGCUCUGUUCUGCCUCACCCUCAACAACCCCAUUCGCAGGGCCUGCAUCAGCCUGGUGGAGUGGAAACCAUUUGAUAUCUUUAUACUGCUGUCUAUUUUUGCCAAUUGUGUGGCCUUAGCCAUCUACAUCCCUUUUCCCGGAGACGACUCCAACUCUACUAACCAAGAGCUGGGGCACAGUAUGCGCAGCAACAGAAGAACCUCUUCCUCCAUACACCUCGGCGCUCUGGUCAGAAAGCACACCCCGUCGGCAACCAGCUCCAUCCACCAGAGCCCCUGCAGGCCCGCCCUGCACCGACCAUUUGAUAUCUUUAUACUGCUGUCUAUUUUUGCCAAUUGUGUGGCCUUAGCCAUCUACAUCCCUUUUCCCGGAGACGACUCCAACUCUACUAACCAAGAGCUGGGAGUGGCACUGGAAAAUACAGAAACAAGGCUAGUUGAUGAAACAGUAGAAUAUGCCUUCCUGAUCAUUUUCACUAUAGAGACAUUUCUGAAGAUUAUUGCCUAUGGCCUGGUCAUGCACCAGAACUCCUACGUCAGGAACGGCUGGAACAUGCUGGACUUUGUCAUUGUCAUAGUGGGGUGA
This is a messenger RNA of Larimichthys crocea (large yellow croaker), 1222 nucleotides long. Its product is annotated as voltage-dependent L-type calcium channel subunit alpha-1D-like. The transcript has 6 exons. The record is from RefSeq and is a predicted model, not a curated record. NCBI's taxonomy places the organism in Eukaryota, Metazoa, Chordata, Actinopteri, Sciaenidae. Gene Ontology annotation, molecular function: voltage-gated sodium channel activity; low voltage-gated calcium channel activity. The coding region runs from base 200 to 1222 and encodes 340 amino acids. Gene Ontology annotation, biological process: calcium ion import; positive regulation of calcium ion-dependent exocytosis; transmembrane transport. Gene Ontology annotation, cellular component: plasma membrane; neuron projection; voltage-gated sodium channel complex.